Prorocentrum cordatum is the source of this 7088-nucleotide messenger RNA. Lineage: Eukaryota; Dinophyceae; Prorocentrales; Prorocentraceae. The record is from the annotation of a GenBank genome assembly.
AUGGAAGCCGAGCUCGCAAAGCUGCGGAACCUCGUCGGCAAAGGGGGCCCCGCACCGCGGCUUCAGGCUGAAGGCGACCAGCACCAGCACACGGAAGAGAAGAGUGAGAGGGAUCCCAGCUUCGCGAAGAGGACGGCGCUGCAGGAAAAUAUCAACUACCACGAGCGUGCCCUCAAGGAAGCUGUCAAGUAUGAAGAGCAGGAUGGUGCGGCCCAUGCGUACCACAAGGCUGAGAUUGACAAGCUCAGGGAGCAGAUCCGCGACCUGCGACCUCCAGCAACGGCGUACAAGCUGGCAUCGCAGAAACUGGAGCGCAGCAGGACGCAGCUGGACAAGCUCACGAAGGACCACGAGGCAUUGCUGCUGCAACUACAAGGACUGCAGGAGAAGAUAUCAGAAAAGUCGGCGUCGAUCGAGGCGAAGAAGGUCGAGGUCGAGCAGUUCAAAGCGGAGGCUGAGCGUCAUCAGCGGCAAGUCCAAGUUGCCCGCGGUGAAGCUUCCGACGGCGAUGCACCCAUUAUCCCCGAGGACAUCAUGGCGCUCGACGUCAACCUCACGGACUUCCAGGAUGAUCCUGGCUUGCUGCAGUUCUAUCACCAGUGCCGCGCGGACGCCAAUUUCCAGAAGUUACAAAAGUUGGUGCAGAAGAAGCUGGAGGUAUCCAUCCCCAAGGCUCCUGCGCCAAGGAAUGGUGUGCAAGUCCCUGUUAGCCCUGAGUCUGAUGAUGGUCUUGAUGGGACAAGCAGCGGAGGCGAUGGCAACGCCAAUGGCGAGUCCUCCAAGCGCGGGAACGGCAUCCAGUGGACCACGGAGGACGUCGAAGCUCUUCACACAAAGCUAUGCCAGGGAGAACACGGCAACGACAUCUCCAUGGAUCCGCUUUCCGACAUGGUGGCCGACAUCCAGAAAACCAACGAGCACCUGUUCGAGACCUUCAAUGCCAGUCAAGGGAAGCGGACGCUCAAGCUUCGAUUGGAAGGGACUAGCGCGCUGGUUGUUCUAGCGCAAGAAAUAGGACACUUGGACUGGGAAUGCGAGGCCCUCAGCACAUGGGCUGGCUCCCGCAAGUGGCAGAUGAUGGUUAUUCCUGGGAAGCCUACAGAUGGACAUCUUCCGUCAGGUGGGUUGGCCAUUUUCGCACGGGAAGGCGUGGGUUUACGAGGCCCUGAGUAUCCUGCUUCUACGGCGGCUCGAAGACAACGCGAGACGAAUGAGCAGAUUGCAUUCGGGUCAGAGCUGGUACCCCAUCGAGCGCAGCACGUGCUUGUGGAACUGGAAGGAUGGCCACCCCUCAACGUCUUCAACAUAUACCUGCACACGGCCGAGGGUAUGGCGACGAGGAACGCUAGGAUCCUCAUGAACGUAGGGCUCGCGAUGGCUGGACAGCAGUACCCAUGUCUUGUAGGAGGCGACUGGAAUAUGUCUAUCGACGAGGUUGAGGCAUCAGGAUUCCCAGUACACGCACAAGUCGGUCUUGUCAGCCCAGGCCAGGUCACAUGCAGGGGGCCGACCAGCGCCACAACGAUCGACUUCUUCGCCUUGAGCUCUGGAGCCAUGCGACUGACGAGGAAAUGCCAGGUAGACAAGACAUGGCAUAAGAACCCGCACCGCCCCGUCCAGCUAUCGUUGUGUGGCCACGGAACGACAAUGCAAUACCUUGCAUAUGUUGGAGGGAUAAAGAUUGCAGCCGAGAAAGUUGUGGGUCCAUUGUGGUACGACGCCGACUGGGAUUUCGAGCGGAGCUAUGCUGCAGAAGCAUAUCGCCAAGCAGCUGCUGCUCCAGUCGCCGUGGCGUGGAAGGUCUAUCACGAGCUAAGGCUUGGCCACAUCACGGGCACGUUCAUCAAGGCGCCAGAGAAUUUCAAGGGCAUGAUCCGACCCAAGUGGAUUUCGUAUGCAUAUGAAGGCCAAGACGCUGAAUGUAUCCAGGCAGUUGCUGAUGGCUCGCAAUGGUUUGCAGAUGCUGUCAAAGGGAUUGCUGCGCUCAAGAACGGCCGUGGCCGAGAGCAAGAAAGGCAACUCGCGGAUGAAGUCCAAGGGUUCCUGGAGACCGACUAUGUGGGCCAAAAUGUCAAUCAUCGUCUUGACGCUUCUGUCACACGAGCUAGACGGUUGAUUAGUCAUGCCUCAACAUCCAGCGAAGAAUUACACGAAUUGCUUGCUGCAUGCGAAGAAGAUAUGAAGUAUGCGAAGCAGCAGGCAGACCGAGACAGCUCUACUCGCUGGAAGGGCUGGUGCGAUAUUGCAUGUGCAGGAGGUGCUGGGCGUUUCCAUCGCGUCACCAAGCUCAACAGUGUGCAGGCGCCGACGGUAGUGUGCAAGACCACCACAGACGGCAUGAGCGGAUACCCUCACCAGAUUGUAUUGGACAUGGAAGCCAAGCACCACAAACUCUGGCAGGCGACUGAGGAGGCACCGCACGCUUGGGCACCUGAUCGCAGCACCGUGGAUAGACCAAGUCCAGGUAUGAUCAGAGCAGCCUCGAAGGCAUUCACCACGAAGACCUCGAGCAGUCUUGACGGCAUCCACCCGUCACACUUUCAGCACUUGAGCGACGAGGCCCUGGAGUGUCUCUGUGAUAUCUUCCAGGCGGUGGAGGCGAUCGGAGUUUUUCCCAUUCAACUUACGUGGAUGGUGAUGCCAAUGUUGCCCAAAGCUACUGGAGGACACAGGUUGAUCAUUCUGUACUCGGCGGCCUACAGAGUAUGGCAGAAGAUGAGACGGCCUGGCCUAGACAUGAUCCAGCAGAGAUUGGACCGCCCCUACUGGGGAGCGGCAGCGGGGAGAAGUGCAGUGGACAGUGCGUGGACCCUUGCAGCGGACAACGAGCAGAACGUAUGUCAAGACAGGUUCGUAGUCACGGUAGUUGCAGACUACAGCAAGUACUACGAGACGAUUGGGUUGGACCAGGCGCGCGACAAAUUGAUGCGCCUUGGUAUGCCAGUUCCGAUGGUCAAGGUGGUUUACAAUCAAUGGAAAGGGCCAAGGAUAAUACGGUUGCGACUCCACCACGGGGGAGCCCCAAGGCAUGCGAAUGCUGGGCUGCCAGCUGGAGAUGCGUAUGCAGAUGUGGUGAGAAAGGCUCACGCCGUUGAGCAGUAUGACAUGUACACGUCUUUGCAUCCGCUGGUGCGCUUCGCCUCCUACAUCGACGACACAGCCCUUGGCGUCAACAGCAGUGGCAAGCAGAUGGUGAUCGACCAGGCGGUGCAUGCUACAAAAGGUUUCUUUAAGGUUGCACGUGCAUUAGGGGCCAGCAUCAACGAGAAGCUUGCCAUCAUUUCUAGCACCAAGGCCAUAAGUGAUGAAGUCAGUCGUCGGCUACACCUUGAUAUGAAGAUCAGCUUGAAGAGUACGGCGUAUUUGGGCACUGACGUUUCUGGAGGCAGGGCUCGGAAUGCCAAAGGUACGCGUGACAAGUUUCGGGCAAGACAGAAGGUGUAUGGUGGCAGGCUUAGGAAGCUACGGAAGUUCAAGAAGGCGCUCGCUGCUAAAAAGACGGAGAGAAUUGGGAAGAUCUACCGUGUUGGUGCGAGGCCUGCGUAUACCUUCGGGGUCGAGGUCAACGGGGUUAAUGACGCGGAACUCCUGAAGUUAAGGCGGGACUGCAGCAAGCACGUCAAGCCCAACCACGGCGGCAUCUCCGCGAGUGCGAAGAUGGUGCUGCUCGGCGACCCUGCUGCCACGCAGGCGCUGGCUCCUGCCCUCCAAUGGUCAAGGAUGGUGUGGGCCGCUACAGCCAGACCCGCUACCGCAGCUGUUCCUCUUGCAUUGCUGGAAGCCUGGUGGAGAAGGGCAAUUACCGAACCUGGAGUAGUCAAGCAGUGGAGCAAGACACGUGGCCCCCUUCAACGCGCAGCGCUUUCAGCACAACGAGCUGGGUGGCAAACGCGUACAGGGCUACUCUGGAUAAACCAUCGAGGCGAUGAGGUGCAUGUAGGGCAACUUACUCCUGGACUUCUUGAAAUGAUGCUGAGGCAAGGUCUAGCAGUGCAGCAUGAGAAGGCUCUAGCGGAGAAGUGGGACAUGCAGCCUUACACAAGAGUUACCUUCGAUAUUCUUCGGCGCCAGGUGAGGUCGAGAAAGUUCAACAAAUAUCAGAAGUUCUGUAUCAUGAACUGUGCCUGUGAUGGAGUAUGGACACGUCAAAAAGCGAAGGAGAAAGGCUACCUCACGGACGGCAAGUGCGAGUGUGGGGAUGCGGACACGCUGGUGCAUAGGCUGGCGGAGUGUACUCGUCCAGAAGUCGUAGAAGCACGUCGAGAAGCUGGAAUCCCCGAGUCUUUCCUUCAGGAGCUCCGCCAAGCGCCGGACGAUCGAGUCAUCAACCAAGGGGCCUUUGCAUAUCCUGAGUGGGAAAUUCCUGACAUGCAGCUCGGCACUGGCAGCGUGAUUCUUGACGGCGAUGGCAACGACUUCGCUUGCACGCCCGAGACAAUGGCUGCGACUGUGCUUGCUGAGACGGAUCUGGAGAUGGAGCUGUCGUUCGACGGGAGCUGUACGAAGCCAGACAUUCUGGAGCUCCAACGUGCUGGAUGGGCUAUCGCUUUAAUGGAUCCACAUUCGGACAAAGUACGAUGCACGAUGCACGCCCCAGUGCCAGCGUCGCUUCCGCAGUCCUCGGCGAUGGCGGAGUACCUAGCCUACGCGUACACAGGACAGGUGGCAGAUCGCCCUGCUGAUGGCUACGCGGGCUUCAUGGGUACGGUCAGGAUGGCGGCCCUCACUUCCUGGGCACACCGUUCGGGAGCGGAGUAUGCUGGCCUGGAUAUGGCUACAAGAAGGCUCACGGAUGCCAAUGUCUACGCGGACGUGAGAGCCAAAGCUGGUGCGGCGAUGCAUGCAGCUAUCAGCGAGGAUUUCGCGAAGGUUAUCGACACGGCCACUGUGAGGAUCAAGAACUUCGCGAAGGUUCUCAGCGUUGCCACGUUGUUGAUGUGCCCCCUGCGGCACAACUUUGUGGUGAUCCCCUGCCCGCGCCUGAUGAAGACGGAGUCGGCGCUGGUGACGGAGCACGCUGCAGCCGCGUCGGAAAGGAGGCAGGAGCAGGGCCUCAACCACCUGACGGAGACAGCGUUCUCGCCAGGGACCGCGUCGGAAAGGGGGCAGGAGCAGGGCCCCAACCGAGCGGUCGCGGCGGAAAGGAGGCAGGAGCAGGGCCUCAACCGCGCGCUGGAGGUGUGCAGCAGCGAGGGCGAGCACGGCAGCCAAGUCUCUGGGCCCUUUUUCAGGCCAGGCUGUGGCUGCGGUGGCAAGUACUACGGGGAGUACUUCGAGAAGAAGGGCGGAGCCAGUGGCCAAGGGCGCACUCCACGGAGCUGCUGGCGCUACGACGUGGGGUUCUACGCGGAGUACGUCCUGCACAGCGCCUGUGGCCCUGGAGGGAGCUGCUGGCGCUCCGACGCGGGGUACUACGCGGAGUACUCCCUGCACAGCGCCUGUGGCCCUGGGGUUAGGCCGCAGCGGCUGCGGGCAGCGCCCGACGAGACGCAGGCGCCGAGCGCCGAGCUGGCGACGCCGCUGGCUCCCGCGCUGAGUGCCCGCGGCCGCGGGCGCUCGGGCGCGGCGGCCCCCGAGGGGGCGACCUGCGACCGCAGGGCCGCCGGGGCCCCGCAGAGUGCGCAGCUCCAGGCCUGCGGGCGCGAGGUCGAGCCUGGGCGGGCGCCGGCGGCGGCGGCCACGUUCACUGACGGCCCAAGAGGCCGCGCCAUGGAGUUCGACGGCAGCCACCCGGCGUUGCGGCAGCCCACGCGCAAGAGCCUGGCGGUGCCGACCGCGUCGCCGGGGCCGGAGGGCGGGGUCCCCCGCAGCGGCAGCGCGGGCUCCGCCGGGGCCGCCGCGUCGCGGAGGGCGUCGGCGUGCGCAGCGUCGCCCCAGCCCCAGUCGGCCGAGUUUUUCGAUCGCACUACCCCGUGGCGAAGGGCCUUGAUGGCCAAGGUGCACGACACCUGGAGGUCCACCACCCUGGCCGACCCGGACAUGUGGCCGUGGUGGCGGGCCUGCCUAGGCCACUGCAUUGACACCAUAUGGGUCGACGUGGAGCACGAGGUUGAGCGCCGUUUUGCGAACGCGCUGAAAUGGGUGCCUAUAGAAGACACGGAUGACAUAGAGCCCCCUUUCACGGACGCCCCUUUGCCAGUUGAGGGCUCGCGCCUCUACCGGUUGAGGGCGCACACACAUUAUUGGAUCCGUUUCCAUUGGCUGAGAGUUCGCGCCUACGUCCUACACCAUUAUUUGGCGCACGACCUUUCUUUCUUCGGCAAACUUCAUGAUCGCGUGUUUUUGCUAAUGCUUCUCAUGACGACCAUCCCAGUCACUGGCAUGCGAGAGCUGUUUUUCUCAGUGGUACUUUUGAUGCUGUUAUUUCCAGGUCCUCCAGACGAGUUCCAACUUGUCAAUUACAUCCUUGUCAUCAAGGGCACACAGUUUCUCACUUCUGGUCUUGCUGGACUGUCUUCUGGGGCCAUGAGAUAUUUUAUGUGCUACACGUUUUUUAAGGACGAUUUCUUCCAGUGCGUCGAGAGGCAUGGCCCUGGCGCCAGAGUGUCGUACUACGGCCAGCUCUUCAACUACUUCGGCAGCACCGUGCUCGUCUGGAUCGCGUUCUCCCGGCUGAAGACCUCCACAAAGCAGGCGUCGGUCGACAUGUCUAAGAACGCCGAGCCGCCCCCGAAGGACACGUGGCAGAAGCUCCGGUGGCUGCUCUACUACGACAUGGCGUGCUUCGCGCUCUCGCUUCUGCUCCUCGGACUCCUCGCGGGGGUGACGUGCUCAGUCCGCUACUGGAAGCACGGCGCGCUCGACGGCGUCUCCGAGGGGAAGGAUUUCCACGCGAACCUGUUCUGGUGCACCACGCUGUAUGCGCUCCUGUCCAUCCCCUUCUUUGCGAUGAAGUGGCUCCCGGGCGCGCUCGCCGUGCUCACGCACACCACGAACACGGGGUACAACGCCCACGGCGCGUGCGUGGCCUUCCGCUUCCGCGCCCCCGCCGACGCGGGGAACGGCGGGCCGACGCCGCAGGGCCCGCCCGCGUGGUCGUCGGGCCAGGUGGCCGUGCAGAUCACCCGGAUGCUGCGGCUCGCGGAGAG